GAAAUACGUCAAUCGGAGCUUUACAAUUGCUUUGAUUCUCGUUUUUCAGCUAAACGGUGCCGGCUCUAGAAACGAUCGGCUCGGUUGUCUCUUUUGUCUGUUAUCUGUGUUUACUUUUUUAUUUCUUAAAUCAAUGAACAGCUGGGAAGCGGAGAAGCAGGACGCGAGGGGCCGGGGGCUGACCCACGUGAUCAAAUGCGGAAAUUGACGAGGUUGCAGAGGCGCAAAGAUCCACGAGGAAAGCCGUGGGUGGAGGUCUGUGCGCUUGUGUUCGGAGCUUCUGGUGGAUCUAGCUGGACAAUCCGGACCAAACAACACGGCUGCAGAUCUCGGUGAUCUGUGCGGUUAGACGUGCAAGUGUCGCCUUCUGUCAAUUUAAAAGAAAAAGUAAGAUAUAAGGGUUUCACAGGGUUGUUUCCGAGGUCAGACUGCCGAGAUGACAGCGCUGUGACAGUGUGUGUGUCCCAGUGUGUCGGUUCUGGACCAGUUCUCGUGACAUGGCCGCUGCAAAGAAGAGUUGUGCGAAGGCAGGAGGAGGAGGAGGAGGAGGCGGCGUGCGCUUCGCCGAGGAAGCCCUCGCCGCCGGGCCCCCGUCACACGUCCACUUCGACGAGAAGCUGCACGACUCCGUUGUCAUGGUGACCCCCGAGGAGGAUGGCAACUUCAUCGUCAAGGUCGGCUUCCUGAAGACGCAGCACCGGUACGAAAUCGUCUUCACCUUGCCCGACGUCCCGGCCCUGAGGAAGGACGCGUGUCCGGCGCCCGUGCCCAGUCCUCACCUCCGCAUCACCAACGUCACGCCGGCGCCCGAGGGAGGUCUGACGGUGACGUGCGAGUACAUGGCCCAGCAGGAGGGCGUUCUGUGUGAGGAGGCGCUGCUGCUGAGCGAAACCAACCAGGACGUCUGUGUUAAAGUUAAGGUUCAGGCCAGAGUCAUGGAUCGUCACCAGGGUACUCCCAUGCUGCUGGAGGGGGUCCGCUGCAUCGGGGUGGAGUUGGAGUACGACUCUGAGCAGAGCGACUGGCAGGGAUUCGACUGAAGCUUCGGCUCUCGGUGCACUCGGAUACACAGGCACAAGAUACUGCCCUCAGAGGAGCGCCAAUUAAGACCUGCAUCAAAUAGUAAUAAGUAGUGAUAAAACCGAACCCCUAGAGGGCGGCAGCGCUCUUUGAAUCCCUUUUCACUGCCUCUUGAAUUCCAGUUCUCUCUUUUUCUGAAGGGGGGGGGGGACUAAACAAGUGCUCUAUUGCAUAUUAAGUAGCUUAAAACCAACCGAUAGGAAGGAAUAUAAAUGUGCGGAAGUGAAUGGCAAUGCGGUGCCUGUAAUGUCUCUGUUCAACCACAGGGGGCACUGCAGACCACUGUAUCCGGAGGCUACCUCAGUGUUGUGUGCCCUCAACAAGGCCAUUUUACACUUGUUUUUUUUUAUUUUUUUAUCCAAUAUCUUCUGCCCGACUGCUUCUACUCAAGCUUUUCAUGUUCUGCAUUUAAUUUUCAAGGAAAUCCCAAAUGAACAUGUGUGAACUUAUUUUGAAAGGUGUAAGUGAGGAAUGUCAAGUGAGGCUUUCUCCUGUAAUGGAUUUCACUGCAUGAUUGUGAAACAUUGCCAAUUCCCAAACUUCUUUGCAAAUAUUUUUGACACGUCGCUUUGAUUUGCCUCUUUGCGCAGAAUUUAAAGAAAUGAAUCAACCAAACAAGCCGUAGUUUCGGUUAGUAGGAACAAAUCAAACGGUCCAUUAAGACAAAUGAAUCCGCUGCGUUUCUGAUAAUCAAUCGUUAUUGUUUUUGAGGGUCGAGAUGAUAAACAUUCUGUGGUUCCAGCUUGUUAAAACGUGAUGCGUGUUUUUAGCUUUAACAACAGGAAAUGAAGAAAAAUAUACUAUUUUCUGGAUGAAUCGAACUAUAAAUCAACUAAUCGAGCAAACAUAAGGUUAAUCGACAAUUUAAACGUUUUUUUCCUGGUUCAAUCUGUUUUUUUUUCUUCUUUCAGUUCAUGAAGCCUUUGGGAGACACUUAAGUGCCUUUUUUAAAAACAUUUUACCGCCCUGUUGGUCGUGGUUUUUAGCGUCUCACACACUGUUUGGGUUUGUUUAGUUCGUUAAACCCCACUGGACGCAUCGGCCUUAAAGGAACGGAUUUCUGCGUGUCAUUUCUCGGCCUAGUCCCCCCCCACCCCCCCAAUCUGUCAGUGCAGUGCAGAUUAAAUGGGUUUAUUUGAUCUUUGCUUGCGGGUAAUAAGGUAUAAACGUGUGCUCUGUUUGAUUUUCUUGGUGUAAAACUGAAAUGGUUUAUAGAAUGUAGAAGUUAGCUCGUUGAUUUACGUUUCCGGUUUGUGUGUGUGGUUUUUUUGGUUUUGUUUUUUAACGUCCACAAUGAAUAAAGGUGUGUUUUUGUGUGUCCGUC
Messenger RNA from Pungitius pungitius (ninespine stickleback), 2404 nucleotides. It is a transcript of the gene adisspb, whose product is annotated as adipose secreted signaling protein. The transcript has 6 exons. The coding region runs from base 498 to 1040 and encodes 180 amino acids. Lineage: Eukaryota; Metazoa; Chordata; Actinopteri; Perciformes; Gasterosteidae. The record is from RefSeq and is a predicted model, not a curated record.